UCCAACUCGGCGGUCUGUGCUAUAUUCGUCUCUGUUUUGCCGAUUGUAUGUCUUCAUAAUUAUUAAUGCGGCGUGACUCCCUAGGAAUCUUCAGUACUGGAUCGUGCAUGUUUUUGAUGAGUGUAUGUCUUGGUCGUUGGGAUUGAGUGUUGCAAAGUGUGCUCUCGUGUACUGUGUGGUGGAGAGACAGUAUUAACCUGCCAUGGCGCUGUCCAUAUUCAAACGAAAACCCAAAAAUUCUAUACCGGCCUCCCUGGCCGCAUCACCGACUAAGGAGAAGACUUUUAAUGUCAGCUACUUAGGGAGCCUCCGUACCGUCACGGGUAAGGGUCACGACUGCCUGAACGAGCCGUUACUGGAGAUAUGGUCCAAAUCCAACAAGGGAACCCGCUCAGCUAAGGCCCAACUGACCAUCGCCGUGGACGGGUUGAACUUGGAGCGUCUCGAUAUUAAGGAAUUACCGAUGGCUCUACAAACGUUCCAGCUUCAUCGGAUCUCGCACUGCGGGCUGCACCCGAAGUACCCGCGUGUGUUCGCCUGGAUUCACCGGAACGAGCUCCAACGGAUGCAGGUCGAGAUGAGGGUGCACGCCGUGAUCUGUAACCGCUCGGAGAAGGCGAAGAUGAUCUGCGAUAUGCUGACCGAGCGCUUAAAGACAUCAUUCGAGGAGUACAAGCGAGACAUGAAGGUCAAGGAUAAGAUCUCAGAGAGGCGAUCUAGCGAAGGAACCCUGGACCUGGCAGGCCUGAAGGCACUCAAUGAGCACCGGUCUAGCUUCAUGCCACCCGUGGCCAAGAGAGGUAGUGUACCUUCUCUCGGUGUCAUCUUGGAGAAGGGUAAAUUGGUGGGCGUGUCUCAGAUGAUUGAUGCUAAUGAUGAGUUGGAAGAGGAGGAGGAGGAUGACCAAGUACUUUAAUGAUGGGGGAACUGUGUCUUUAAACUCUGUAAGGAAAUUGUUACUAUACAAACUGGUCAACAAGGAUUUGAAAAUAAAUCUGUUGAUUUAAAGGGCAGGAUGUCUUUAAACUCUGCUGCAAAAAAAGUUUGUUUUGUAAAUUGUUGAGAUUUGAAAACAGUGUAAGGAUGUUAUAUACAUGUAUAUACAAACUGAUCAAGAAGAACUUGCAAACAAUUCCUUUCUGAUUUGAGCAGGAAUUGCGUCUUUAAACUCUGCUGCGAAACUGCCGAAGAAGGAUUUGCAAACUCUGAUUUGAGCAGGAGCUGUGUUUUUAAUCUUUGCUGCAAAAACAACGUUUUUUUCGUGUUAAGAACAGAGUGAGGAAAUUGUUUAAAUACAAACUGAUCAACACAGAUUUGCAACUAAUUCUUUUGAUUUGAGCAGGAACUGUGUUUCUAAACUCUGCUGCAAAAAAGCGUUAGUUUUAAAGUUUGUUGAGAUUUAAGAACAGUGCGAGGCAAUUGUAUACACAUUUAUCAAGAAGAGUUUAUUUUGCAAACAAUUCUUUUGAAUUGAGCAGGAUCUGUUCAGAAGUAUUCUACAAAAGAGAUUUUUUUUUAUAUAUGUAGACUUGCAUUUAGUGAAAUCAACUGAUAUUUAUAACUAAGAACUAUAAUUAUAAAUCUUGGGGUAAAUGUAAAAUAUUGUUUAUAACAUUCAAACACCGAAACAGCAAGCUGAUAAAUAGCAUUAUGCCAGCACCAGUUUUCUUUAAAGGGGCUGUCUCGUCAUGAUCAAAGCAAACCUGUGUACGUGUAUUUAUUAACUAAGGUAUUGCACGGCGUGCGCCCUCCCUCCGUGCAAACUUGAGUUAAAGGCAUGAACACCUGUGGUUAUUGCAUCUAAACAUUAUUCAUAAAUAACAAAUCUGUGGAAUUUUUGACUCGAUUGGUCAUCGAAAUUGCAAGAGAACAGUGAAAGAAAAAGCACCAUUACUGCACAAAAUGCGCGUGCUCUCAGAUGCACAUAAACGGCUUCAGACCUGAGGUCAUUUAAUAUUAAUUUAGUGAGAAAUAACCUCUUUCUCAAAAACUACAUUACGUCAGAGGGAGCCAUUUGUCACAAUGUUUUUUCUAUCAAUAGCUUCCCAUAAUCCUGUUUCAGACAUGGCGGACACAAUGCUACAAAACUAUAAGGUUUGGGUAAAUUUGUCU
This is a messenger RNA of Asterias rubens (European starfish), 2112 nucleotides long. Its product is annotated as protein FAM43A-like. The record is from RefSeq and is a predicted model, not a curated record. The coding region runs from base 203 to 916 and encodes 237 amino acids. The transcript has a single exon. NCBI's taxonomy places the organism in Eukaryota, Metazoa, Echinodermata, Asteroidea, Forcipulatida, Asteriidae.